UAAAAAUAAUCGAAAUUCUUAUUGGAUAUUAGGUAGACAAUUUUGAAUCACUUCUAUUUUGCAAAAUCUACAAUAUAUUAAUGCAUACUCUGGUUUUACAUAUCCUAAUACUCAUUAAACAAUCUCAAUACAAUAAACAAUAUAUGUAACAAGUAUAUCUUUGUAGGAAAUAUAAUCAAUACUGUUGAUUCUUUUUUCUACAAACAUAUUAUUCAUCUUUACGCCUGACAAUUCAUCAAAUUUGUAAAUCUUAUUUAUAUGUUAACUUGGGUUUUGAUGCUUUUUUUCUUUAAAAACAUUUCACUGCAAUUCAGUCCUCUAUACACAAACUCCAAAACAUCUGGAUCAUUUGUUUGAUUGUAUAUUUAAAGAUUUACUGCUCGAUUCUUGAAAUGCAUAAUGGAUAAGGGGUUUAAACCCAUAUGGUCGUGCAGGACGUUAGCUUCUGAUGAAGCAUCUGCAUUGGAGUACUAUCUGCAGAAGCAACUUGAAGAUGAUGUUGCGAGAAUAUUCGAUGAAUCAAUUUAUUCAGAUCUUGAACUAAGUUGUGGCAAACAAAAGUUACUCACACACUCAUGUUUACUAAAAGUGCGUACUAAUAAAUUUUAUAACAUACUGCAAACAAUUUUGCAUGUCAAUGUUAACCAACAUAUCUUUGAUGAAAUAUAUUCAUUCGUAAGUGAUGUUUACACCGAAUGCAAUAUAAAACAUCAAGAAGCUGAAAUUCUACAAUACUUGGAUGAAAAUCUACUGUUUGAGAAAAAGGAUGCUUAUUACUUAAGCAAGGAAGAUUUAACAGAUGACAAUGAAAUAUUUUCGACACCAAAAUGUCUUAGUCCUUUUACUGAACAAGAAUUAAAGGGUAAUACAUUGAGCCCAAAUACUGAAUUGAAGAAAGAGUAUUAUGCAUUAGUGCCAUUGGAUGGCCAUUCAUUUGAUCAAGAAAUUGGCGAACAAGACGCUCUGUCGAACGCAUUUCAAUCUAUGAUCAACGCCCAGGCUAAGGAAACUAUUAAGUUGCAACAUUCGCCGCGUAACAAGCCGACAUCAUUGGCUCUUACAUCUAGUCAUACAACUAAGCCUAUUCAACAUUCCAACAGUUGUGAUAAUUUGGAUUGCAAACGCUUUGAAGAUGUUGAUUUCCAAAAUGAAAGAAUAAGUAAAAAGGCAUUUGGUGAAACGUUUUCCCUAAAAAAAUGUAGUGUCGUACCUAACAACGAAUUGGUCGAUAAUUUGAACAACCAUUUAAAAACAUUCAGUAAUGGAGAAUCAGCUGUUGAAAAAACACUAGAACCAUCGUACACACCAGACAGUUUGAUAACUGAUGAACCUAGUUCAUCAUCAGAUUAUUUGUCUGCUACUUACACUUGUCCGCCAGGAAUAUAUUCCUCAAAUUGCCAACCACUUACAAAUACUGGGGAUUCCUUCACUAAAAUGGAUUGUAUGUUUACACCAUCAGAUUCGGGUGUAGAUAAUGGACUAUUAGAAAGCCAAAGUAGUCAUCGCGAUAUCACGUUGACUGAUUUAUCUUUAACUGAAAGUGCCAUACAAGACUCUUCAUCUGAUGAUUUAAAGCAGAUAUUCGGUGGUGCAAAUCCAACCGACAACGACUUAUCAAAAUAUAGAUAUGCUCAGUCAGACAAGGCAUCUUUAAGUAGUACAUCUACUGAAACUAGUAGUGGGCAAAUCGUAUGUCGGCCGAAUGAGGAGAGACCAAUGGUCCGGACAAUGGAUCUUCAAUCAUCAAAGGAAGAAAAACAACGACAAAAUGAGGAGAUUGUUAAUCUAGAAUCUUCUUCCGUGUCAUCUGAAACUGGCUCUUGGGAAUCGAUAUUUCCUCCAAAGUUAGCUGAAAAGGCAAUAUGCGAGCAGUUUAUCUCUCAAGAAAAACAAUUAUCUAUCCAUCAAACUGCUAUAACUAGGACGCGUAUUACUGAUUAUAUGGUAAAUAGCUCCCAAAGCUUAGUGCAAAAAAUGCCUAUUCCAUCUGGUUCCUGUUUCAUAGACGCUGCUAGCUUAAUGGAUGAAGAUGAGAUUGUGGGAAUUGAAGAAAGUCAGUUAUAUUUUGACAAUUACAAGAAUCGGGAGAUUAACAAAGCUGAUUCUGUUCUACCAGCUGUAAACGAAACACCUAGUACAAACAAUCAAAAUGAAGCCGGUAAAAACGAUCAGCAUAACGAAACCGAUAGUUAUUCUGAAAGACAAACCAAAGCAGAUACAAAUGGUUUUGUCGACUGGAAAUCGCUUCAAGAAAGGCAUAAAAAUAGCUCGUCUGUUACAAAUGAAUGUAAAGAACAGUUUAAUUCUUCACAUGAUCUUGGUAAAGAAGUAAACAAAUUUACUGCACUUACAUUGGAUACUCCACAUAAUUCAAUAAAUGUUUCACAUCCAUUACAACAGAAAAAGUCAACAGAUAUUGAUAAAAUAAACAAUGAUGAAAAUAAUUGUUCACCGAAAGAAGAUAAACCAGCGAAUGAAGAAAAAUCUAGUCACACAUUUUACAUCGACUUCUCCAGUUUACCUGAUCCACUCCCCGCAGAGGAUACCAAAGCUAGUGAAACGCAGUCAGAGAAAAAGAACAUGUUUUCAAUGUUUAUUGAUCUAGGAGAAACAUCAAAAUUGAAAAAAAUACCUGCAAGGCUUUCGUCUCUGUUUCCCCCGAAGAAGAAUGCAAAAGAAAAAUCACUGAUUGAACAAAAUAGUACAGCAUCUUUUGAGAGUUGCGAGAUGUUAUGCAAAGAUACUUCUUUGACAAUAUCAGAAAUUGUUGCCAUUCAUAACCGUAUGGAAUCUGAAAAGCAAACGGUUUGUGCUAAACAAUCCGAGCCUUUAAAAGACAAGCCUAUGGAAUCGAUAUCAGAAAACGUUGUUGAUAAAGUGACAAAUACUAAGGAUUCUGACCUUUUUGUGAAGCUCUCGGAUUUAGACAAGACUCCGAUGAAAGCCGAUUUUUCGCGGAUCUUGCAAAGAAAUAGUGAAGGAUUGGAUGUAAGGAUGACAAGAUCGAUACCAGACAAUAACUGGCGGGUUAGUCAUACAUCAACAUUUAGAUCUACAGAAAUCGUUAGCUCUUUCCAUUCUGAGAAUGCAUUGAGCUUAAAUCGUUUAUUCCCUCACUUGAAAGAUCAAUUGGUUAGUAGAAGUAUGCCUGGAUCGCAAAGACCUCUGUACUAUUCAAACACGGGAGGGACUUCUGAUUCUGAUGAACUGGUAUCAUAUACAACCAAUGAACAAACUACAGUUGCCCGAACAACUGCUUUAACAACUGUUUCAGUGAAAGAUACAACUACAGCUCUAACUGGAGAAGAAUUAGCAAAAUUGUAUGAAUUAAUGGCAUCCUGUCAAUCACCAUUAGGACAAGAUUUAUUGAGGAUGUUCAUCGAGGAAAUAGCACCUGAUGUUUUGGUUGAAUGCAGUGGAAGGCGAAUUAAGGCACACAAAUGCAUAUUAAUUUCAAGAUGUCAGUAUUUUGCUGGUAUCUUGAGCGGCACUCGGAUUGAAGCUGCAGGCAAUGUUAUUAUGAUGCCACCGUUCUCUCAAGAAGUAUUCCUAUUUGUUCUUUGCUACAUUUACUCCGGCAUAUCAGUAAUACCAAGUACAAUGAAUAUCGUUGAACUGGUAACGCUGAGUGAUAUGCUGCGUUUGGAAGGACUUAAAGAAGCAAUUAUGCUUAAUCUAAAAACGAAAUAUUGCCAUCACUUCCAUAGUCCUUGCGAUGUUUGCAUAGCCGGCGUGCUUGAAAGUUUUCAUCUAUCAUCGAUGUAUUCGUUGGACGAUCUUUGUCAUAAAUGUCUAGAGUGGAUCACACAAUAUUUUCCAGUAGUGUGGCCUACAAAAGCUUUUUCAACAAUGAAUGAUUACUUAGUGGAAAAAUGUGUCAGAGCUCUGGUGGAUGACAUCGCACCUGAUACCUUUGUGCCAAUAGUGUUUGGAUUGGGAAUGACAUUGUGUGCGAUGGAGGGCAUAAAAUGGGCAAAGAACACCGAGAAGCAUUGUCAUCGUGUGAUGGAAACUGCAAUCAGGUAUGCUGCGAAAAACCUUGAGAUGCUAAUGAAGGAGAUGGCACCUUUAUCGGCUGAUGCCCAUAAUGCGGCCCAAGAAGCUCUAGAGAAGUGCAUGAAGUGUGCCAUCGAAAGAGCGCCGGGAGAGGAACUUUGCCGGACAUACAUUUUGUUGGGUGAGCUGAUAGAGGAACAAGGAGACAGCGGCGCACUGUAUGAACAAAGAUCAGAACCUCGAUCGAUCCUGUAUGUCUACGGGUACUACUGGCAAGAUUGCUGCGAAAGCGCUUUGGCAUGCGCGUCACCGAGGGUUGCUCGAACUCAAGCAUACAAGGACUUACCUUAUGAGCUCAAACGAAAGUUGCGUUUGCUUAGUCCGCAAGAUGCCCUAAGUCCCAUGAGAAAUAAAGACGUUUAUACAAACGUGAAAAGCGUCAGACCCCAGCUGGCUAUUCCACAGGCGGUAACGCCACUAUCUAAAGUGGUCCCCAAUAAAACGACGGAACUUAAAAAGUCGCCUACGACCUGCAUUUCGGCUGUGCGUACAACUAAAGCCCAGGAGCAGAGGACAAAGUUCAACAUAUUAAAAAAGAAACUAACCGAGGAACGCGAUAAUAAUAAUAGAGGCGCUAUCCCUCGUCAAAACUUCUCUCCGAAGAGGCGAUCCAAAUCAACGGAGGCCAAAAAUGCGAAAACUGACAAGAAAGUUCCUUCUCAGGGAACGGCUGCUCAAAUGAAUUCGUCAGGAAACUCCAGCCCAAAUGAUUCCGCAAAGGAGAAAUUGUCCUCACGCAGCAAUGUAGCCGGACCAUCGCGCCCGAAGACCGCUGAUCCUACUCCCGAAGCGGUUAAUGAAAACAACAUGUAUGCUACAUACACAAAAUCGUCUCGCCCAAAGAGAGAAUCCGGUGAACGUACACUCCCACAAACUAAGCUGCCUACGUAUAAAUAUUCGUCGAUUUCACAUAGGCAUCAUGAUAUGUCUGAAAACAUGCCUGGUACAUCAAAACGUCCAGACGUCUUCAAGGCUUUGCCUUCUACAUCUUCAGCGAUCCCUGCACCGGUGCAGAAAUACGAUGAACCUGCGAGGAAACUGUGCAGUCUGGUCAAACCACGCUCUAACAAUCAACUGUUGAAAGACCAAUCUGGUUCAUUGAACGUUCAACAUUCUGAACGCAUGUCCUGUACUUCACCGCUGAGAGGAUCUUCAGCGCCGAUUCACAAGGAGGUAUCUAAGGAAGUCGCUGGUCCUUCGAGCCGACCGCUAUCGUUCAACGUACCAGUGCCGAAAUGCGACCACUACUCGAACCGCUUGGAUAAAGGAGCUCUAAACAACCGACCUCCAGCAGCAAAAACUCCGACUGUACAUAAGAUGAGUGGAUCCUUUACAAAAGCUACUAAAUCCAGCCAAGCUAAAGCUGUCUCGAAAGUAAACAAUGAUGGAAAUGGAAUAUCAAAAUUCGCGAAACAACCAGUGAAACCCAACAAUAGACAGGCCGCUGCUCGUAACGGACGACCUCUGAAGGACCGGUCGCGCACCUGGUCAAAAGACGAACCUAAAGACGACAUUGACGAUCAAGCAUUCCAAGAGGAUCAUUAAAUAUAUCUGCUUAAUUUACUCGUCUUAUAGCUGUUUUAUCUGUAUAUGUGUCUAUAGUAUGAUGUAUAUUUUAAUAUGAAUGUCUAUAUGUGUAUAAUCACCAGUUACUUAAAAAUUGUAGUAGAUGAAUAUUAAUAUUAAUCAAGUCGGAAAUUACGAUUAAGGUUAACGCGCAUUUGUGUCAUCCUCGUCUACCGGGUACCAGCCCGUCUCGUCAUCACUUCGACGUUCAUUCCACGACACCUAUACUUCGCCGGUAAGAACGGGAUAAAGAUAAACAUUUGUUAGCAAAAUAAUGUCAUUUCCAGUCGCCCACUUGCCACUCGUCGAUUUUGCAGAAAAAAAUGAAUUAUUUCGGUUCCACGAUAAAAUUCAAAACAAAAGCAUAAAUUUGAGAUUGUCAAUUGUAAUUUUCGAGUUACAAUCGUAAUAGAAAAUUAGAUUAAAACGAAGUAAUGACGCAGAUAAAAAGUUUUUAAAACUACAAAUACAAUUUAAGAAAUAACGGUAGAAAAUAAUUGUGACUUUAUAAGUAAUUUAAAUUUUCUUUAUUUUGGACGAAAGCGCGUUAACCUUUAUUCAUAACUUCUACAAAUUAAUUCUCAACAAGUUUCGUAGUUUAGUUAAUUGUCGAACAUUGAUGUUGAUAUAUCAGAUAUUCAUGAAUUAAAUUAGACUCUCCUAUGGCUUAAACUUUAAACUUAAGAAAUAGCUUAAGUCCCCUCUGUCUAUAAACCUCCACUCGUAUAGAAAUCUAAAUGUUUAUAAUAGUUUUAUGUAAUAGCAAAGAGCUUCGCAAUUAUUAUUAGCGCCUAUUAUGAUAGACGAUUUGAUCGUAUUUUAUUUACUAUCGAUGUGCUAAAGUUGUAAAUUAUUUUUUUUAAUUUGCAGAUUAUUGUAAAAUAAUUCAAAUCUCUUUUACACACGUAUGUAUUGUAAGUUAUAUGACUAAUGACAUUAUUAUUUAUUUUUUAUUUAUUG
This is a messenger RNA of Papilio polytes (common Mormon), 6582 nucleotides long. RefSeq lists its product as uncharacterized. The transcript has 9 exons. Bases 400 to 5601 code for a protein of 1733 amino acids. The record is from RefSeq and is a predicted model, not a curated record. Gene Ontology annotation, molecular function: protein binding. Lineage: Eukaryota; Metazoa; Arthropoda; Insecta; Lepidoptera; Papilionidae.